AAGUGUGUGAGCCCAAAGAAGGUAAAGGUGGAAGAAAAGGAGAGAAUAACGUCGGCCCGUGACGGCAGGAUCAUCCUCAGAGAUUUUUAUUUUUAUUUCCCAAAAUUAAAUUCAUGUAACCCUUAAUCCAGCCACAAUCUAAAUCACUCGUUCGCUCUUCUGUAAUCCGAUUAUUGACGGUGGAAAUUCAAUAUCGACUCAAAGACCGUCGAUAUUAUAAGCUUGGAGGUGCAGAAGAAGAAGAAGAAGAAGAAGAAGAAAACAGGUGCACACCGUUUCCCGAAGGCCUUGCGAAACGGAAAAAGUGAUAAAUACGAAAACGAAAGAGACGCCAAAGAAUAAUAAUAAUAUUAAAGAAAAGUGAUAAGUAACUUUCCUUAUUCCGUUGUUUCAUUUCCCACAAUCGCAAUAGCCGGUUUAUACAAAAUUGAAACAAAGAGGGACGAAUAAAAUUAAACGCAUUUUUUUACCGAAGAAGUAAAGAAAAUCCGUAACCAUGAUUCUGUUCGGUAUAAUUAUUCCUAGAGUGAGGAACUUUAAUCGUUGCACAAGGAAAAUGCAGAUUCGUAAGUCGCGAAUUUUUUAACCAGCAGUGCGGACGUUGUUUUUUUUUAUCCCCCCCGUAACGUUUCCUGCUUUUUUAUUUUCAUUUUCUUUUUUCCAUUGUUUUUUCUUACUAUCUAUACUCUUUCAAAUGUAUUUUAAUCGCUAAAUUCUAUUGCUAAUUUUAUCGACGUUGUUGCAUUGUUAAUAAAAAAUUUUUAAAAUUUAAAAAAGAAAAAAAAAAACAAAAAAAAAAACAAAAAAGAACAAAAAAGAACAAAAAAAAAAAUACAAAACAAAACAAAAAAGAACCCGCGUGUCACUCCUUGUGAAAAAAAUCUCAUCGUCUAGGAACAGCGCGCGCUUUCGUUCGGAUAGUUGUGUUAUUUUUUUCCGACGUUGAGGAAACAAAAAAAGAAAAAAAAAACGUGAGGGUCAAUCAAAUCAAUCAAACAAACCAGCAACCAACUAACAGGUGGAGUAAAUAAGGUAACGUUCGGAGAGAGAGAUAGAGAAAAAAAGAAAACAGAAAAGAAAAAAAAAAAUCGUAACAAUUUGAAGAAGUAUCGUAUAAAAGUGAGAAGAACAAUCGAAGUGCAUAAAUAAAGGAAGGGGUAAAGGACACCCCGACUCCUCCUAUCUCUGUCCCUCGAAUCGCGAGGGCGUCAUUCCUCAACCCCGCGGCCUUGGAUCGUCGAGGUAGCCGCAGGCUGAGGAAAGUGCACGGGGCGAAUUGUGCACGAUAGCACCUCUGGUGCCGGCAGCCGUGGGUCCCGGUGGUACGGGCACCAUGGCGGCAUCAUCGUCUUCCUCGAGCGGCGAACAACAGUAUUCCCUGCGCUGGAACGACUUCCACUCCAGCAUACUCAGCUCGUUUCGUCAUCUCCGGGACGAGGAGGACUUCGUCGACGUAACGCUCGCCUGCGACAGCAGCAGCUUCACCGCCCACAAGGUCGUGCUUUCGGCCUGCAGUCCAUACUUCCGGAGGCUCCUUAAGGCCAACCCAUGCCAGCACCCCAUCGUUAUUCUAAGAGACGUUGCAUCCUCGGACAUGGAGUCCCUCCUACGGUUCAUGUAUCACGGGGAGGUUCACGUUGGACAGGAGCAGCUGACGGCCUUUCUAAAAACCGCGCAAAUGCUUCAGGUCAGAGGACUCGCCGACGUUAACAGCGGAGCAACAAAAAUACCACCCCCGUCGUCGAGCGCGAACAACGGUAGCGCGCCCACGACGCCUCGACUUCCUUGGCAGGAUAACGGAAGAGGCGACGGACUUCCGGCAAACGAGAGCGGGCUGAGUCCGCCGCCCGAAAAAAGACCACGCAGCUAUUCGCCGCCCCUCGGUAAUCACGUCGAGACAAAAUCCGAUCUUCAGGAAUCACUCCUCGGUCAGGCCCUUGAAGGCGGUCCGACGAUACACACAACGCCGAGCAACAACGUGCAGAAGGGGAAUCACGACAAUUCACUUCAGGCGCAGUCGACGGGCGAAGACUCGAACUCUUUGUCUGAUAACGAAGAAGACGUUUCUAUCAACGAGAGUAUUCUUAAUUCCGUUAAGACUGAGCCUGCAGAUAUGUUGAACGACCCCGUGGAGCAUCAUCAUCGCAACACAUUUCCAGCCGCUCUUCUCGGUCUUCAAGGACUGAUGCCGGGACCCUCGGGAAUCCACGCGGCGAAUCAGGACCCGAGUUAUGGGCGAUGGCAGCCCUCGGGAGGAGACGGUUCAGCCUCGAGUUCCGGAUGGGUUCCUGGACCGUCGUCGUCGCGGAACGAAAUGUCGAGCGGUGGGGGAACCGGGUCCGCGACCGGAACCGUGACCAUAACCGGAACCGGAACCGGGACAGGCUCGUACCAAUCGCAACAGGUCGCAGCCUCGGCGGCUAUGCUCAACCAAAAGAGUCAGGAGCUUUCGGCCCUCCUCAACCACGCCGCCGCCGCUACCACCAGCCAGCCGCAGCAACAGCACGCCGGGAUAAACGCGAUGAGUCCCGACAUCCAGCUGACGAUGAUGCACCAAAAGUUCCACGACAACCUACAGCAGUCGCUCGAUCACCACCACCACCACCAACACCAGCAUCAGCAGCACCAGGGAUCGGCGAAGAAGAAGAUCGAGGGAAUGGCGAUGCUGCAGCCGAGCAACGAGGCAGCGAAUUAUGCCGGGAGACCGAAGUGCCCCGAGUGCGGGAAGAUAUACUCGAACAACUCGAACCUCAAACAGCACAUCGUCAACGUUCACACAGUUCAGACCGAGUACAUAUCGUGCCACAUGUGCAGCAAACAGUUCAAGACCAAACAGUACCUGCAAAUACACCUGCUCUCAAUGCACGGUAUCAGGAAGCGGAAAGUCUAUCCGGUAUACCAGAUGGAGCCGACCGCCGCCGCCUCCGCCGCCUCGCAUACUCAGCCUCAUCAACAGACCGCCGGACCUCAUCAAACGUCACAACAGCAGCAGCAGCAGCAGUAUCCGAACGCCGCGCGAUGGAUCGACGACAAACACUGAUACGAUUUUACAAUGUGAACGAUCCGCUACUCGAUUCCUUUUUCUUUUUCUCGUGCUCUCGUUUUUGAAUUCGAGUUUUUAUUUAUUUUUCCCCUUUCGAGGGUGAGAGAGGGAGGGAGAGAAAUUGAAAUGUGACCGUUUGGAGUAACGAGACUGUACCCAUACAAGUCAACUCCACGGUGAAUCGAUCAUGUGUACGUGAGAUUGGUGUAAAAUUAGGCAGUUUUAGCAGCUGGAUUGCUUGUACAGAUAUUUUUACAAUAGUUGUAAAAGAUAUGAGUAUGUAUUAUGCAUACAUAUAUAUGAAUAUACAUGUAUAUAUAUAUAUAUAUAUAUAUAUACAUGUGUAAUAUUGCACACACAUAGCUGUACGUUUUGGACUGUAGAGAUAUUCCUAAGUUUCUCUCGUUUAUGAUGAUAAUGGUGCCGAUGACGACAAGCGCUUACGCAACGCGAACCAACCGAGUUUCGAAUUUAUUUUUUAAAACACUGAGAAACGAAAAAACCUGUUCGAAAAUAUGAAAGCGCCCCGGCAACUCGGUUCGCACUCGAUCCCUUGGAUUCCUCUCUCGUCUCGUAUUGUCUGGUCUCUCUUUAACAGCUGACCAUAAAAUGUAAUAAAUUGGUUCAAUCUAAGCCCAUUGAAAAUCUAA
Molecule: messenger RNA, 3693 nt
Organism: Neodiprion virginianus
Lineage: Eukaryota; Metazoa; Arthropoda; Insecta; Hymenoptera; Diprionidae
Product: protein abrupt-like
Exons: 6
Coding region: 1334-3040 (568 amino acids)
Biological process (GO): regulation of transcription by RNA polymerase II
Cellular component (GO): nucleus
Molecular function (GO): protein binding
Source: RefSeq, a predicted model, not a curated record